Messenger RNA from Amblyraja radiata (thorny skate), 1789 nucleotides. RefSeq names its product mitochondrial RNA pseudouridine synthase RPUSD4. Gene Ontology annotation, molecular function: RNA binding; pseudouridine synthase activity. Gene Ontology annotation, biological process: pseudouridine synthesis. The record is from RefSeq and is a predicted model, not a curated record. The coding region runs from base 53 to 1111 and encodes 352 amino acids. The transcript is spliced from 7 exons. NCBI's taxonomy places the organism in Eukaryota, Metazoa, Chordata, Chondrichthyes, Rajiformes, Rajidae.
GACUCGUUGCCUGGUCGCCACUUCCGGCGGUGCGGGAAGUCCGGAAGUGGUGAUGGCGCGGCCGUUGGGCCGGUUGCUGCGGGCGCGGGUGCGCAGCGCGCGUGUCGGUGUCGGUGUCGCGCCCGCGGUCACGAUCACGGCGGCGGAGCUCGCGGCCCGGCUGCGGCGGGAAACGGAGCCUCAGGAAGGGAAUAGCGAGCCACCCAGCGUCGGGCAGCAGCUGAGGAAACUGACCCGUCCCCUACAGCGGGUCCAUCCCAAUGUGCUGGCCAAGGUGUUGAGGGAGCGUAUGCUCUUCCAGAGCCCAGACCUGGUGGUGGUGGAUAAACCGUAUGGGCUCCCGAUGGAAGACUGCCCCAGUGGGGGCCCCAGUAUCCGGGCAGCGUUGCCGGCACUGGCCCAGAUGCUGUACGGGAUGGGGACAGGGUCCCUGCACCUCUGUCACUGGCUGGGCAAGGACACGAGCGGAGCGCUGCUGCUCGCCCCCCACCCAGCCUCAGCCCGGGACGUCCAGCUGCAGCUCCGCACCCAGCAGCUGCUGCCCACCUUCUGGGUGGUGACAGUGGGGGUCCCGGUGCCGUCGCAAGGAGUGAUCGACAUCCCUCUGGUGGAGCGAGAGGCCAGCAGGCCCAGGAAGCACUUCAAGAUGGCUCUGGCUCCCCGGUUUCGGGUGGGAGAGGCGGAGGGGCAGCUGGUGAGCGUGGGUGGCGAUCGCUCUGCGUUGCCGGCUGUGACACGUUACAGGGUGCUGGCGACCGCUGGGCCCGCCGCCCUGGUGGAGGUGCAGCCCCUCACAGGGGUGAGGCACCAGGUGCGGGUCCACAUGGCCCAGGCCCUGGGCUGCCCCCUCCUCGGUGACCACAAGUACUCUCGCUGGAGCAGCCUGGAGCCGCAGACUCUCCCCACGCGGCUGCUGAAACUCCUGAGUCUCUCCCAGCCCCAAGCCCGGGACCUGGGCCUCCACCUGCACUGCCGGCAGCUCCUCCCCGCCCCCGAGAACCCCCUCCCCCUCCCCCACCGCCUCCCCCCACCCCCCGCACACUUCCUGCACUCCCUCAGGAGGCUGCGGCUCCCCUUCCCCCGAGUGGACAGACCCCCAGAGACAGACUGAUGAGGCUGGUGUGGGGAGAGAAUUAUACCCUCAGGAGGGCAUCCUCCACCCCCUUUUCCAUUCCCCCACCCUCCACUCUUCCCCUGGCCCUUAAUACGACAGACCCUCUCUAACAGACUGGGGGGGGGGGGGGGAGAAAAUUAUUCACCCGCAGGAUGGGCCAUUAGUCUCCUCUCUCCCGUCCCAGACUGCGGAAAAAUUGGAGCGAAGGGGGGAGUGAAGGAUUCGCAGACGCCUCUUCCCCUCUCUCUCCACCCUUACACCAGCCAACGCUGGAGGGUUGGGGGUGGGAGGGAGAGACUGAUUCACAAAGCAGGACAGACCACAGAGACCUCUCUCCUCCCCUCCCUCCUUCCCCCUCUCCAAGUCUGCUGGGGGAUAGGGCAGUUGCUUCCAAGAUGGCUCACAAACCAGGCACAUUUUUUUUUUGUGUGUGCGCUAGUGACAGAAACAGAUCUACAAUCACAUAUUACAAUCGCCCCACACUCUUAUAAUCUCUACUCCUACAGCAACAUUUCUUCUUUCUUUACUUUGCACUAAACGUUAUACCCUUAUCAUUGAAAAUGGCUCGAUUGUAUUUAUAUUUUGUCUUUCUGCUGACUGGUUAGCAUGCAACAAAAGCUUUUCACUGUACCUCAGUACACCCGACAAUAAACGAAUGUGAAUUUAACGAUGGAA